UCACAUCCCUGGUUUCCCUUUGGAGUUACAAAAUGCUUCAUCACCAAAAAAACAUAGCCUUGGUUUGAGUAUUUCAGUGGCAGUGCAGUGUGAUGGCUAGUCGUUCCUUCUCGAAAGUUCCGAAAAUCUGUGAUUUUCGUUCUUUAUUAGUGGGACAGCUUACGAGAACUACUAAACUUAUCGAACACGGUUCAGCUCCACUGCCCUUCGUUGAAUCUACUUCAUUGAAAACGACGUCGUGUUGGAGGCAAUACCACGACGGAAGGCCCAGAGGCCCCCUUUGGAGGGGAAAGAAGCUCAUUGGCAAAGAAGCGCUCUUUGUGAUAUUGGGCUUGAAGAGGUUUAAGGAUGACGAGGAUAAGCUUCAAAAGUUCAUGAAAUCUCACGUUCUCAGACUCUUGAAGAUGGACAUGAUCGCCGUUCUCACUGAACUUGAGCGUCAAGAACAAGUUUCUCUCGCUCUCAAGAUGUUUAAGGUUAUGCAAAAGCAAGAUUGGUACAAACCUGAUACAUUCCUCUAUAAGGACUUAAUCAUUGCAUUGGCAAGGUCCAAAAAAAUGGACGAAGUGUUGCAAUUGUGGGAAAGCAUGCGAAAGGAAAAUUUGUUCCCUGAUUCUCAGACUUAUACUGAAGUCAUAAGGGGCUUCUUGAACUAUGGAUCUCCUGCGGAUGCGAUGAACAUAUACGAGGACAUGAAGAAUUCCCCGGAUCCACCUGACGAGUUGCCAUUCAGAAUUUUGUUGAAAGGACUGCUGCCACAUCCUCUUUUGAGAAACAAAGUGAAACAAGAUUUUGAGGAGAUUUUUCCUGAUUCAAAUAUCUAUGAUCCACCACAAGAGAUAUUUGGCGCGCGCUGAGGCCACAGGGUGUGUUCCUGAAGGAGCUGGAUCAUCAAACGACUACAGAUGUUGUAGGAAUUAAGGAUUGAGGCUGCGUUCAUUCUUAAGAUUUGUGCUCAAUGUGUGGUUUUGGGAUGAUUAGUUUCCUGAGGGUUUACACUGUUUACCGAGUCCUUGCACAAUGGAGAUAAACUUUUGCUAUUGAAACUGAUUGAACUUAGCUUGAAAUAUUCCAAUGUUCUUUGUUCAGUUUCAUCAUCCAUGUCAGUAAUGUACCAAUUGUUAUCAAUUGUUAAGAAGCAAGUAAAAGAAUGAUACAGAUGAUCACAUUUUCUCCA
Messenger RNA from Vigna unguiculata (cowpea), 1177 nucleotides. Its product is annotated as protein THYLAKOID ASSEMBLY 8-like, chloroplastic. Gene Ontology annotation, molecular function: protein binding. The record is from RefSeq and is a predicted model, not a curated record. NCBI's taxonomy places the organism in Eukaryota, Viridiplantae, Streptophyta, Magnoliopsida, Fabales, Fabaceae.